AUGUUUGUACCCUCGCCGUCUUCGCCUGCACCAUUCCACGGCUGUAUUCCUCAACCUCAUCAGCGAGAAGCGGCUUCAAGAUACUCCAGAUACGAGCGAUCGCGAUCGCCACGCGACCGCUCACCUGACCGUUUCGAUAGGGCCUCGCAGUACGGUGAUGGCGACAGGCGACGCCCUUCCGAGGUUCGGUCCAACAAUGGCGGCUUUCCUCCCAAUCGCGACUCAUUCGGUGACCCUCUGAGGAGGGAGCCUCCUCGUGGCCCCAAAGCUCUAAUCGAUGCGCCUAGUGGUCCUCGUGGUGGAGGGUUUGGAGGUGAUUUCCGAGGAGGCCGCGGGCGUGGUAGAGGACGUGGAUGGUCAACGCGAGAUGAGAGUAGGGACCGUGGACGGGAUCGAGACAUGGAUUUCCGGGAUCGCUACCGUGAUGACAGAAGCCGCGAGCGUGAUCGCGACCGCGAAAGGGACAGAGAUUGGCGCGAUGCGAGGGAUUUCAGGUCACGUCGCUCACCCAUUGGCCGUGCGAGGUCACCAAACCGAGAUUUCCGGGAUCGAGAUCGAGAUGGACCGCUUGGAGUCGACGCAGAUAGGUCUCGGAGAGGUUCUCGUGAUGGUGGACCCCCUUCAGCAGGAUCCUCUUCGUCCGACCCUCAGUUCGGCAUGUCACCGUAUCCCCGUGGCGGUGGAUUUCAUCGUGGACGUGGUAGAGGAAGAGGUGACUGGUCCGCAGACCGAGGGAGGGGUAGAGGACCUUAUAUGGACGACAGAGGGGAUCGCUACCCACGAAGCAGGUCUCAAGAGGGCCGCUGGGGUCGGGAACGCGAGGAAAGGGACCGCAUGGAUCGAAUGGACCGAUACGCCGACCCGGAGACCCGACGCGAUAUUCGAGAUGACCGCGACCCUCGAGAUCGUGAACUCUUUCGAAACAAGUUGGAAGCACGCGCGAAUGCUGGUCACGACUCGGGCCCUCCCAGUAAAGAGGUUUCGCCACCACCCGUUGCACCUUCAGCUCCCGCUUUUGGUUCCGUUCCGAGUCGCGCUCUGAGCGUGGGUGAGGGCUACGUCCCAGCAAGUGCUGCGGUCAAGGUUCCUCCUACCGCCCCCCGAGCUUUCAACGAUCGACCUCCCUCAGCUGGACAUGAGCCACCAAUGCCCCCAGUUGGGCCAGCCAAGUCACUUCACGAUAGCCCUCCGAUCCCAGUUGGACCCCGAGCUCAGCAACCACCGCCACCAAGGCCGUCCAGCAAGCAAUGGAUCAACCCGAAUCUGAAAAAGGCUCCCGACUCCCCCAAGAUGAUGAGAUCCCCGAGCUUUGUCCAGCAACGACCACCACUCCGGCGCGACAGCUCACAGUAUGACCAUUAUCACGAUGACGACAGGCGACCGCGUAGUAGUGAUGCCAAGUCUGACUCACAUUACUCGGCCAUCGACAACCGAGCAAGAUCAAAUUACAGCGCGGAACCAGGAGAGAUUACGGUCCGGUCCGAGCGAGAGUCUCAAUCUGCGAGAGCUUCAGUGGACAGGGAUGCUCGGCCAACUAACGCUCCUGGUGCUCCCAGGGAUUCUCAUCGUGGUGGACCUGUUCCAUCACCGACAACCGACAGUCUUCCCAGGUUCAGUCAACCUAUCGAGCAGCGCAUGAGAGAGUCAAGAGAACCGCCCAAGCAAGCACCCAAGCGAAAGCGCAAGCUUCCUGUCGUUCCAGUUGUGAGAUUCGCACUGCCACCGAAAACAGCGCCUCCCGAACAAAACUCCGAGUCCGACGAUGACGAAGACAUGGCGGAUUAUUUUGCUAUGGAGAUUGCAAAGACCGAGGCUGAGCUGAGCAAGCUAGAGAAACCCAAGCUUCCCACGCAGAUUAUGGCCCGUUUUGCGGCCUUGUCACAUGGGGCAAUGGUGAAAAUAGUUAGCGAGGGCGAAGGUCUGAUGAAGAUGGUGGAGGAACUCCCGGAGGCAGUGAAUCAGCCUGUUGUCGAGAAGAUCGAGGAGCCCACAUCCGUUGAUCAGCAACCAGAACAGGACACAGAGAUGACCGACGCUGUCGUUGCGUCAAAGGCUACUCCAGAACCACCAGCACAGCCAGACCAUGAGCCUGAAGCCCCCGCCAGCGUGGAAAAGCCCGAAGAACCGCCUGUAGAAACCGUGGAUAUUCCCAUGGCAGAGAGCGACCCUACGCCCCUGGCGCCUGAACCUGCCAAAGAGCCCAGUGAAAAGCCCAUCGAAAAACCUAUCGAGCAACCCAGCGAGAGGCUGAGUGAGCAACCGGAAGAAAAGCCGAGCGAAAAAGCCAUCGAUGAGGAAUCCGCCGAGAAGCCUGACGAAAUGGUCAUCGAGAAGACGACUGAGACAACUGCCGAAGCUACUGUCGAGAAACCCGCCGACAAGACGACUGAAGAGCCUCGCGAAGAGGCCCCCGAACAACCCAUGAAGGAACCCACGCCGCCUGCGCCUGCGCCUGCGCCUGCGCCCGAGCCUGAAGCUCAACCCGAACCACAACCCGAACCCGAACCGAAGAUGGAGGACACCACCAAGCCAACUGUCGAAGUGGCCCCAGCGGCUCCUGAAACAGCCCUGCCUACUGUGGAAGAAGCUGCAAAGGAAGAUGAGGCCACCAAACCGGCCGAAGUGCUGGCCCCUGAGCCGGAGAAGCCAAGCGAGACCCCCCGCGAGGAACAGGUUGAAGCAACUGCCGAGAAGCCUAUGGAUAGCAAGCCAAGUGAGCCUCCUACCGAGAAGGCGGUCGAGGCUCAACUCCAAAAACCGAGCGAUGAAGUUGCAGAAAACCCUAGCGAAGCGCCGAUCGAGAAGCCCGAGACAACUUCCAACGAGCACCUGGCAGCUGAACCUGUGUCUAUCGCCGUUCCUUCCCCCAAUGCUGUUCUUCAAACAACUGAGACGGGAUCAAAACCUCCUAGUACACCAUCUCAAGUUGAUGACGAUGAGACAGAGUCCGAAGAUGAUUCAUUCAUGAACAUCGGCGCCAUCCGCCAGUGUAUGAGCACACCCCCGAUUGACAGCCUUCCUGACUUUGGCUGCCAGCCAUGGCAUGAAGACAGGGAAUUCAUGCGCUCUUUGGACUCGGACCCUGGCAUUUAUGAUUUCGUCAUGGAACACCUGGACAGACUGCACCUGGAAAAGACUGCUGAGCAAGAACGCGACCGCAAGAUCUACGCCGAUAAUUAUGUGCGGUAUCUGGAUUUCACAACAUCAAAUGACCCAGCCGCGGUGAAGAGUCGCGGAAAAUUCUCCACUUCGACUGCUGAUGGGACUGGCGCGGUGACCCCGGAGCCCAAGCACGAGGGCAGCGGCCGCGGUCGUCGUUUUGCGACCGAACGAGACCUAGAGCGGGUUCUACAGGCAUCUAUGAGAGAGGACGAGGAGAGAAAGGAACGGGAGCUCCGCAUGCAACAGGAAAAAUAUCGUACCGAUAAGGACGCCGUUAUACCUGAAAUGAUUUGGACUCAAGAAGAGAAGGACAACAUCAAAUACCUCGACCAUUCCGGUUUCACGCCUGUUGACAGGCUCGUAGCAGCAUGGCGCGUACUUCCGCCUGUCAACAACUUUUCCGAAGAGGAGGCCGGGCUAUUUGAGAAGCGAUACUUGGAAGCACCAAAGCAAUGGGGCAGAGUGGCAGAUGGUAUCCCUCAUCGCGACUUCUCCUCUUGCAUUCAGUAUUACUACAUGAACAAGAAGGACCUGAACCUGAAGGAGAAGCUCAAGAAGCAACCCAGGAGGCGCAAGAAGGGUGGCCGAGGCAAGCAGCGAUCUAGUGCACUCGUUUCUGAACUUGGCAACGGCGAAGGCGAGACGGAGGAGAACCACGAGACCGGAGAAAACGGAGAGAGAAGACGACCAAGGCGAGCCGCUGCACCAACAUGGGGCUUCGAACAACCGGCUGUGGAUACAGACAACUCGACACCUUCUGCCACGCCUGGCAGACGUGGAGCGUCAGCUAAGGGCGACCAUCCAGAGAAGGUGGAUGGGAGGAAGCGUGGACGCAAAGCUAAGGACAAAGAUGCGAAAGCGCACAAGACGAACCAAACGCUGGCCGCAGCUCCAGCUCCCGGAAAGGGCCGCUCGAGGUCCAACUCGAGGGCGCUCAACACGGAGACACAACCGCCUGCGCCAGCCGAGGUUCAUCGCCUCCCCACUCAAUUCGAGCAACAGCCGUCGGGAAUACAGCCGCCAUUCCCUGUUCAACAGCAGCAGCCCAUACAGACUAUGGAUCGACCUCAACCUAUCGCUGCCUCCUCUUCCAUCUCGGAGGUUAUGGCAGCACCUUCGCUUCGACCUGAGCCUCCACCCCAGCCGGCCAUUACCACAUUCAACCUGGCUCAGCCUCAGCCAGAGCGCAAGGCUCCGACCCAAGCGUCGAGUUACUGGAGUGUGUCUGAAUCUAAUGACUUCCCACACCUACUGCGCUCAUUUGGAUCUGACUGGACUGGGAUCGCGGCCCACAUGGGGUCUAAGACCGCUGUCAUGGUCAAAAACUACUUUGUCCGCCAAAAGGAUCAAGGCAAGGCUGAAUGGGAGACGAUCGUUCAAGAGGCCGACAGGAAGAAGAGCCGUGGCGAGAAGCUGCCUGAUCCUCCUCAACCAUCGCAGGGAGGUCGUGGGAGAAGAUACGACAACUCAGCUGCGGCGUCUCGACCUCUUGCCGUUGCUCCUGGUAUCGAGCUUCACAACGAAGUAGCCCAAGCAGCCAAGAUGGAAGCUGCUGCCCAAGCUACUCGAGGCCAGCCGUUCUCCAACUAUGGCGUGCCCAUUGCUCAGGCUCCUGUGCAGCAACCUCUUGUUCAGCCACCAGCGCAGCCCUUGGCGAUGCAACAACACCCUGUUGCCGCCCAACCUGUCUCUCAGGCAAUGUCACCGAGCGCACGGCCUUUGCGAGCACCUGUCCGGCAGUUUGGGUUCCCCGAGCGAGAGCGUGAACAAGGCCAGCGAGUGCCACUUCCUCCAAAGGCGCCCUCUGGUCCUCCCGUUGCAGAGCCACGCGAGCGACCUUUGGCUGCUGCACAGCCGCCUCUACAGCCGGCACGGACCGAUCCCAUAUUUGAACAGCACAACGCUCAACUUGAGCGGCAGAAGGCGGAAAUGCAGAUGCGCGAGCGGCAGGAGAGGGAACAACGAGAAAGAGAACGAGAGAGGGAGAGAGAAAUGGCACGCCAGUCGGAGCGGCAGACGUUGCGGGUUAAGCAAGAACCGGAAGUCGCCCCUCCACCGCACCAUUACGAGCAGUUUGGCCAUCGACAGCAAGGAAGCCUUGGUGGCCAGCCUCUCGCGAGACCACCACCGCAAGAGCCAGGCCGACCUCCGACAUAUGCUCCUCCUCCUGUGCAGCAGCAACCGCCCCAGCAGCAGCCUCCUGCGCAGCCGGUGAGGAACUUGCUCAGCGAGCAGCCGCAGGUCCGGUCUCCUCAGAUGGGAACGCCCACCAGCCGGCCCGUGUCGUCACUUCAACAUAGGCCGUCAUCUGGCUCGCUGCAGGAGGGAUAUGGCUCCACGACACCUCAGGCAGGGACGCCAACUCCAGCGGCGGCACCUCCUCGUCCAUCAGAGCCUCGCAAGGGAGGAUUUAAUAUUUCUGCCUUGCUCAAUGAUGAUCCUCCGCCGGCGGCGCCCAAGCGCAUCAGCGAUGUAGCCAGCACGCCUAUGAGGCCUUCACCUACACCCCCGCCUCCAGUCAUGGGUCGCCCUCUCCCUGGGCCUGGGCCAGCGCCGCCUUCACAGAUGCGUCGGGAGCCGGAACCAUAUUCACCUUAUGGACGAGCACCAUCAGGAGGAGCCUCAGCGAUGCCUUCACUCAAGCCCACAUAUACAGAUUCUCCUCAGCCCCAGCACAUGGGAGCUUCGAGGGCUUCAAUCGGGGUCUCAGUUGAGGCUGCUGCGGCAGAGAGAGACUUUUACAGGCAAAAUCCGUACCAGCCAACUUCUCAGAGUGGGACAAACUCCCCCCAGAGCGGCCAUCGUUAUCCUCCACCUGGUCCACCCAGCCAGAUGUAUCAGGGUCAGGGGUAUCCUACGUCAUACGGUGCCGCAGCCCCUCCCCCUCACACUGCAUCACCAGGUGGACAGUACGCGCUGCAUCCGUCGGCUUCUCGUUCGCGAGAGGUUCCUCAGAGCAGCCGUGAUGGUGGAUGGCCAACGCCAACUCACCAACAGCCGCCAGGCAGUCUCCCACAGGCGACAGGGUGGCCAUCACAGCCCCCCAACACAUCUCAGCCGCCGCCAUCGCAACAAUCUUGGCCAACACAGCACCCAGCGUCCAAGCCCCAGACGCCUGCUCCAUCAUGGGCCCCAUCGCAGCCACCACCGCAACCGCCUCAUCACAUGCCCCUGAGAGACGACGGACGGGGCGGGCCGUACUAUAGCUCAGGGGGUGGACUUCCCCCACAGCAACAUCAAAUGCAAGGGCGAUACCCGCCACCUGGUCGUGGACCGGAGCCAGUGCCACCUCCCUCACAGGCGUACCCGCGCUAUGCUUCUACCCCAGGCCCUGCUCCGCCGCGAGAUCCUAGAGACAUGCCGGGUCGGAGCUACACGCCAGUGGGCGGGUAUGAUAACCGUGGACCACCUCCGCCAGGAGGCCCUGGCUACCCAGGCCACGAGGCGCAAAAUGUACAGAUGAGAGAUGCCCGGGACCCUCGAGACCCGCGAGAUGGACGGGAUCCUCGUGAUAUGAUGAGAGGAUUGAGGCCACAUGAGUAUGAUAGGCAUCCGGAUCAGUACCGGAGGUGA
Fusarium keratoplasticum is the source of this 6735-nucleotide messenger RNA. Its product is annotated as Myb-like domain-containing protein. The transcript has 3 exons. The coding region runs from base 1 to 6735 and encodes 2244 amino acids. NCBI's taxonomy places the organism in Eukaryota, Fungi, Ascomycota, Sordariomycetes, Hypocreales, Nectriaceae. Gene Ontology annotation, cellular component: Set3 complex. The record is from RefSeq and is a predicted model, not a curated record. Gene Ontology annotation, biological process: regulation of transcription by RNA polymerase II.